Messenger RNA from Dermacentor albipictus, 1097 nucleotides. RefSeq names its product Single-strand-selective monofunctional uracil-DNA glycosylase (gene Smug). NCBI's taxonomy places the organism in Eukaryota, Metazoa, Arthropoda, Arachnida, Ixodida, Ixodidae. The record is from RefSeq and is a predicted model, not a curated record. Gene Ontology annotation, biological process: base-excision repair. Gene Ontology annotation, molecular function: single-strand selective uracil DNA N-glycosylase activity; oxidized pyrimidine nucleobase lesion DNA N-glycosylase activity.
UGUUACGGUUUUUGUUUUGCAGUGGUGGCUGAGCUGUGGUUCGGGGGUACGCUACGAAUUGUCGAGUUAUCGAGUUCCGCAUCUGCUCACAAGGGAGACGCGAGACGUCAGGAGAGCGUGAAGAGCUGGCGGUGCGCAUGACUUGCAAUGAUGCCGCCGGCAGUGAAAUUGCGGACGCUUUUCUUGCCAUCGAACGGAAGCAGAGCGAACUGCUUUGCCGGAUUCCGUACGGCUCCAAAGUUUCCCACAUCUACAAUCCCCUGGAAUACGCCCGCGAAACGCACGAAUGCUAUGUGCGUAAAUACUGCAAGACUAGGAAGGCAGUGCUAUUUCUUGGCAUGAACCCUGGCCCCUUCGGCAUGGCUCAAAACGGGGUGCCAUUUGGAGACACAGCACACGUUGUUGGCUGGCUUGGGAUCCAAGGCCAAGUGACAAAGCCAGCUCACGAGCAUCCUCGAAGGCCUGUGUUGGGCCUUGGCUGUACCAGGAGUGAGGUGAGUGGCCAUCGCUUCUGGGGCCUACUUCGCGAGCUCACUGCUGGUGGGAAGCUGCUUCGAGGUCCCUGGUUCGUGCACAACUACUGUCCCCUUUCAUUCCUGCUCCCAUCUGGUGCCAACCUGACACCCAACCGGCUGCCACUUGAAGCCCGGCAGCAUCUUCAGGCCAUCUGUGAUGCAGCCUUGCUGUCUGUGCUGAACCUACUGAGGCCAGAGAUUGUCGUUGGCAUAGGAUGCUAUGCAAGGGACAGGGCACUGGCAGCCCUCGCCACAAGCGACGGUUCCUUCAAACCACCUAGAGUGCUCUGCCUGACCCACCCAAGCCCAGCCAGCCCCAAGGCCAACCGGGGCUGGCAUGCACUGGCCCUCUCCGAGCUGCUUUCGUUUGGACUGAUCUCGGCUGAUGCUGCUGACAGGGCCAGUACAGAGCUGUGUCCUACUUCUGAACUGGCAUCGAGUGAAACCGACAUCAGUAACGCUGAAGCAUGUGGGAACAACUCAGAACAGUGUUCUAGUUCCAAAACGGCAUAGGAUGCAACAUUGCUUGGUUGAGUAAAACUGGCAUUUAGUGGUUUCAGCUGAUGCUGAAGCAUAUGGGAA